AUGCGUCAAACGCUGAUGCAGGGAAUGGUUAGUGGCGUGCUACUACUGCUGCAGACACUGCCAGCGCACAGUCUGGAGGAGUUUCCCGCAACCGACACCAGACCGCGCGGUACGAUCCAGUGCGAACAGGUUGGUGCGAUCGCGGACGAUGAGUCGGACUCAUGUGCGACAUACUACAUCUGUGCAGUGAACUCCGACAACGUGCUGUCGCCAGUGUUUGCCCAGUGUCCCGGCACGACCGUGUUCUCGCGCGAACUGCGCCGAUGCGUGGAUGCAGCAACGUACGCGUGCGAGAGUGCCGCCAGCAGGAUGGCGACUCGUGAAGUUGGAUUUCAAUGCACGGAAGAUGGCCGAUUCCCGAACGUAGCGUCCACCGACUGUAAAUCGUACUUCCUCUGCACGAAGAAUACAGACGGGUCGCUGAUAGCGGCACUUGUUACCUGUCCCGCAUCUACGAUUUUUUCGGAGGAAAAGAAGUCGUGUGUGUCAUCGCCACCGAAUAUCUGUCCACACGCGUCGAGUACUACAACGUUUGAGCCGGAGUUAAGCAGUACAUUAGGUGCACCAGAAGACACGUUCGAGUGUCCUAGCCAAGGGCGGUUUGUGAAUGAACAAUCACCAGACUGUAGUACAUAUUACAUGUGCAUUAUUAUUAACGACAAGCUAAUGCCACAGCUCACCGGAUGCCCCGGGGGUUAUGUAUUCUCAGUCAUCGAACUAAAUUGCGUUACCGAGGAUUUGUACACCUGCCCAAAGUUUACCGUACCCUCGGUAACACCUCCGAGUUUAACAUCUACCACUAUAACCAUGGUUACGACGACUACUACUCCAGCUACAACGCGUAUCCCGCUACCUACACCUUCAACCACCGUGAGUCCGGAAGUUACAACCCGUAUCCCGCUACCUACACCUUCAACUACUGUGACAUCUGCAGUGACUACCAACAUACCACUUACUCCAUCUAGCACUAGCGCUAUGACGACUACCGAAGCUGAGACUACAACAACAGAGAAGACGACAGACACGUCCGAAUCAACAACUGAAGUCAGUGAGACUACUGAAGUGACUACCAGUGUACCACUGAUUCCGCCUACCACUAGCUCAAUAACGACUACCGAAGCUGAGACUACAACAACAGAGAAGACGACAGACACGUCCGAAUCAACAACUGAAGUCAGUGAGACUACUGAAGUGACUACCAGUGUACCACUGAUUCCACCUACCACUAGCUCAAUAACGACUACUGAAGCUGAGACUACAACAACAGAGAAGACGACAGACACGUCCGAAUCAACAACUGAAGUCAGUGAGACUACUGAAGUGACUACCAGUGUACCACUUAUUCCGCCUACCACUAGCUCAAUAACGACUACUGAAGCUGAGACUACAACAACAGAGAUGACGACAGACACGUCCGAAUCAACAACUGAAGUCAGUGAGACUACUGAAGUGACUACCAGUGUACCACUGAUUCCGCCUACCACUAGCUCAAUAACGACUACUGAAGCUGAGACUACAACAGCAGAGAUGACGACAGACACGUCCGAAUCAACAUCUGAAGUACCUUCAUCGACAACAGUUUUAACAUCUACAGAGGAACCAGAAACGCUUCCACCAAUCAAACUUACCACCUCGACUAGGCCAACACCAACCACCGUCAUCUCAUUAGAACCAACCACGAGUACAGGUUCGGAAACGGAUGGUUUCCCUACACCAGGAACGUUUCAGUGCCCAGCCGAGGGUCGUUAUCCGGAUCCCAACGGGUCCCAGAACUGUGAAUCUUACAUCCUAUGCAUUAAAAACAGUAUCGGAACACUCACACCGAUUCAAUUUUUAUGUCCACCGACGACAAUCUUCUCCCCCACGCAUGGCUUAUGUGUUUCGGCCCUGUCGUACAGUUGCAGAUACGAAACGUCGAGCAUCGUACCACCGACAACCGUAUCGCCAACUGUUACCACGACGGUUGUCCCAACACCCACACCAUUCGUCUGCCCGGCCACUGGCAGAUAUCCCAAUCCGGAUUCGCUCUACUGCAAAUCGUACUACCUGUGUCUGUACGACGGCAAGCUGAAUCUGAUCGGCGUUGAGCUUAGCUGCCCGGGGGGCUCAAUCUUCGACAACGACAAAUUGCGUUGCGUACCGUCUGGAGAGUAUCAGUGCGUACAGGGUACCGCAACAACGGGUGUAACGACCACCACUACCCCGGCUGCCACAACCACAACUACCACCAGCGCAACCACCAUCAGUAUGGCAGGUACAUGCACGAUGGCCGGUAUAUUUCCAACCAACACCGCAAACGAUUGUUCGUCGUACCAGUUCUGCGGGGCGCUGCAGACCGGCGGGUUGGUUGAGGUUAUUCUCAAAUGUCAAGGGAACACACUGUUUGACGAGCAAAACAAGGUGUGCUCGGAUAAAUAUGUAUGUCCGCGGGGAAACUGA
Anopheles marshallii is the source of this 2439-nucleotide messenger RNA. RefSeq names its product mucin-2-like. Gene Ontology annotation, molecular function: chitin binding. The transcript has a single exon. Lineage: Eukaryota; Metazoa; Arthropoda; Insecta; Diptera; Culicidae. Gene Ontology annotation, cellular component: extracellular region. The record is from RefSeq and is a predicted model, not a curated record. The coding region runs from base 1 to 2439 and encodes 812 amino acids.